AUGUCAAAUUCGAAACAAGAGAAUCGAUGGGCCCAACUAGGAUUCAGGCUUGUUGUAAAUGCUGCUGCCCAUCCCAUCGAGUAUGCGAAAAUUUUGAUUCAAAUUGGUCACGAACCAAUACCUCCAUAUCACACGAAAACACUUUUUGGAAAACCAGCCUUAGCUCUGCCGAAUGUCUUCCAGUACAUCUCGUACAUUCGAAGUGUUGAUGGGUUUGUUGGCUGUUAUAGAGGGCUUGGCCCCAAAUUAUGUGCCAAUGCUGUAAGUGCCAUAGUAUUUGCUGAAGUGACGGAUUCACUGCGGCCAGAGGGUGAAAGUGAUGAUGAAACAAAAGAUGAAGAGGAAUUACCCAUGGAAGAAAGAAGAUGGAAUUGUAUUAAUAGUGUGAUUCGUGAAGGUACUGCAAGAACAGCUGCUUUCAUUGUAAGUCAACCCUUUAAUGUCAUUGCAGUGCGUAUGAUGGCACAGUUUAUUGGAGGUGAAGAGAAAUAUAGUAGUCUUUCAUCUUCUGUUGUGGCAAUCUAUAAAGAAAAUGGAAUCACUGGUUUCUUCAGUGGGCUGAUACCUAGAAUUCUUGGAGAACUUUCAGCAUUGGCUAUUGCAGCAACACUUUCUUUUGUAGUUAAUAAUUAUGUAGUGGAAGACCGUGAAAUCAAAAAAUAUGUGGCUGCAUCCAUGGGUUUCGUUGCAGCAACCAUCAUGUACCCUUUUCAAGCAGUUUCCACUUGUAUGGCUGUCACAAACUCAGGAAUUGUUGCUGGGCGUCCACCGCACAUGCCUGUUUACACAUCUUGGAUUGACUGUUGGUCACACCUGCAACGUACUAACCAGCUCAAAAGAGGAUCUAGUCUCAUUUGGCGUUACUAUGCUGGUCCACAGAAUACUAUUAAUGGACAUAUGGUAGGAAUUAAUAAGAAUUUUAUAGCUGGAGCUCUGUAA
Molecule: messenger RNA, 939 nt
Organism: Gryllus bimaculatus (two-spotted cricket)
Lineage: Eukaryota; Metazoa; Arthropoda; Insecta; Orthoptera; Gryllidae
Source: the annotation of a GenBank genome assembly